GUCAACACAGCUCGCCCAUCGUAUUCAUGCGGAAGCAUGUAUAGGCCAACGACCAAGUAUGAAUGGUGGCUAUGCGGCGUGUUGCUGACACAGGCAGCUUUAACCAUCAUCUCCGAGGUCUAUAUACUUAUUGAAUGGCAGCAAUGGGUUACCCCAACAAUCAAUCAAGUGCCGGUGUCCUACUUGAUACCGAUUAACCUAGGCAUUUUGAUUUUCGCGUGCUUGUUUGAGUUCAUUCUAUCCUUGGAUGCAAUGCAUCACAAGAAUAACAUUCUUCUGUUUGCAGUCUGCAUCUGUAAUGCGUGCAGUUUCGGCUAUUCUGUGAUGCAAUUUAUCGUGAUGAGAGAUACCACUGCGAGACUGUUCAAGACACGAUUUGGGUAUCCGACUUUGGUGGAUACUACACGCAAUGUCUGGCCUCGGGUUCAGCCUGCAGAGAUCCUUGUAUGUAUCUUUACAGGGUUCUCUGCUCUGAUUCUAUGCCCAAUUGCAUAUUUAAUCCAUAGGCAUUAUUCAUGGGCCAUCUACAAGUCUGUUCACGGCAGCUUGGAUACUCGAAUGCGUUACCUGGCUUAUGAGAUUUUCCUCGUACUAAUAAAGCUCGACUUCUAUUUUCUGAUUGGUUUCAUCAUACAAUACGACUUGGUAUAUGUGCAUUUUAAGGAACCAGAAUAUACUCUUACAAUGCUUAUCAUUCCCGCUGCCAUCAUUGCGAUAUUCCUUGGUGUCUGGUUUGUCCAGCGCGAACGAACCAUUGGUGCGGUUGCUAUCAUUAUGUGCUACCUUGCCUUAAUCGCGUAUCUUAUUAGCCGGAUUGUCAUUCUCUCUUCGGCAAACACAGCUGGGAAGAGUAUGAUGCUGUUCUUUGCAUCUUUGACCUUGGUCCUGACUGCCGGAACGGUUCUUUGCACUGCAAUUUGCAUCAAAAACUUCAAUCGGGGUUUGACGACCAUUAACCAGUCGAAGAAUGCCAAUGCUCGGGAAUCCUACCUCUUAUAUAAUAGGAGCCCUUCCGCGGAGCUGUCUCCUGGUUUUCCGCGUUCUUCCUCGCGUCUCACACUUGAUUAAAGCAGGCAACGAGACCGCAAAUGUGACUAUACACUAAAGCUUUUGUGUAAUUUGACUAUAUACAGCCGUCUGGCGUGCAAGCAAGAUAAUAUUGUGAGCACAUUUAUAAAAAAUCCAC
Molecule: messenger RNA, 1186 nt
Organism: Aspergillus welwitschiae
Lineage: Eukaryota; Fungi; Ascomycota; Eurotiomycetes; Eurotiales; Aspergillaceae
Exons: 4
Coding region: 37-1068 (343 amino acids)
Cellular component (GO): Golgi apparatus
Source: RefSeq, a predicted model, not a curated record